GAGAGAGAAAGCCUGAAGGAAGGGAGCAGACGGGACAGACGACAGGAGGAAGACGCUGACGCACAAUCAAAACCCCACAAGAAAAAUGCCCAAUUUUGAAGGUACCUGGAAAAUGAAAAGCAGCGAGAAUUUCGAGGAGCUGCUCAAAGCACUCGGUGUGAAUCCCAUGCUGAGGAAGGUAGCGGUGGCUGCUGCAUCCAAGCCCCACGUGGAGAUAAGGCAGAACGGCGAGCACUUCUACAUCAAGACUUCAACCACCGUCCGCACCACGGAGAUCAACUUCCUCAUUGGAGAGGAGUUCAAUGAGGAGACGGUGGAUGGGAGAAAGUGUAAGAGCUUGGCCACUUGGGAAACAGAAAACAAGAUUUACUGCAAACAGACUCUACUGAGUGGGAACGGCCCAAAGACCUUCUGGAGCCGAGAACUCAAAGGGGAUGAACUCAUCCUGAUCUUUGGAGCAGAUGAUGUGGUGUGCACGAGGAUCUACGUACGAGCAUAGAAGAAGUCCACGUCCCACAGAAUUCAGAUGUCCUCAAAUACUCUCUUCGUGUCUGUACCACCAACGUGAGAUAAUUCACCUAAAAAACUACAUCUCAAAUAAUCUGUUUUGCAUACUGGAUAUUACUGCUUUUCUUGUAUAUAAUUUUUCUAGCAUUGGAAAUUAAAGCAUCAAAAACAAUA
Scatophagus argus is the source of this 681-nucleotide messenger RNA. RefSeq names its product cellular retinoic acid-binding protein 1. Gene Ontology annotation, molecular function: fatty acid binding. Gene Ontology annotation, biological process: fatty acid transport. Gene Ontology annotation, cellular component: cytosol; nucleus. Lineage: Eukaryota; Metazoa; Chordata; Actinopteri; Scatophagidae. The transcript has 4 exons. Bases 86 to 499 code for a protein of 137 amino acids. The record is from RefSeq and is a predicted model, not a curated record.